Molecule: messenger RNA, 1448 nt
Organism: Oppiella nova
Lineage: Eukaryota; Metazoa; Arthropoda; Arachnida; Sarcoptiformes; Oppiidae
Source: the annotation of a GenBank genome assembly
UUUAAAUGACAUUUCAAUCAAAACAUAAACAAUGAGUCAAUCGUUUGGACGUUAUUUGUGACCAAUAUUUGAAUUCUUGUGGCGAUUGUCUCAACAAUUGGAUCAUAUGUUGAGGUCUUUGGAUCAGUUGAGACACAACCCGGAUGUGAGUCAAGUACUCGAAGACAAGACCAAACGUAUCGCUCAACUCAAGAGGAGAUUAACUCUCAUUCACUCUAUCGUUCAGAACUCCAACCAAAGGGUCGCCAAACUCUUCACCACUUGAUGACAAUGUCAUGAAUCAGACAUUUAGUACACAUUAGGUGUGGAAGCGAUCAGUGAUACUAAAGAUGGUCAAUACGAUCGCGCAUCUGAUGUCCAGCUAUCCAUUCAUUCAUUACAGUUGCCUAUCGUUUGUCACAUUAAUCAUCAGUUUUCGUGUGUAUUGUCAGCACUUUGUUUGGACCAAAUGUGUGCCAAAGAACUCAAUGAAAGGCAAGACUGUGGUCAUCACCGGCGCCAACAGCGGUGUCGGCAAAGAGACGGCCAGAGAGUUGGCUCUGAAAGGGGCCAGAGUUGUGAUGGGCUGUCGGGACAGACACUCAGCCCAACAGCUCAUCCAACAGAUGAACAAAGACUUGGCGUUUAAGCCAAACAUUGUCUACAAAAACAUCGAUUUGUGUUCAUUCGCUUCCGUCAAAGAGUUCGCCGAAGACAUCAUUCAAAACGAGAGGUCCGUCGAUAUACUGAUCAACAACGCGGCGGUCUUUGGGCCGCCCUUUGCACUCACUGUCGAUGGCUUCGAGAGUCAGUUCCAGACCAAUCACUUGAGCAGUGCUUUACUUACUCUGUUAUUGUCACCAAAACUGCAGACAUCGUCUCAGAUGUCUUCGCAUAGAAGUCGUGUCCUUAUGAUUACAUCAACUCUUUAUCGCAAAGGAGUUAUAGAUGAAAAUGAUUUCAAGAAAGGAUAUGCAUCGCUUGACAAUUACGAUAAGAGGAAAGCCUAUAAUAACAGCAAAUUAGCGAAUAUUUUGUUCGCGCGAAGGCUUCACAAGAAUAUAGUGUCUGACAAUCAGUUGAUUGACGUAUUGAUAGCCAGUCCGGGCAUUGUAUGGACUAAUUUGGGUCGACAUCUAAUGCUGAAGUGGUGGCAAAAGUGUGUCCUUUUGCCGUUUGCUGUGAUGUUUGUGCGGACACCAAAACAAGGCGCUCAGACACCCGUCCACUGCACCACCGCUCAGUCUAUAACUUCUGACUCAUUGUAUCGGAACUGCUGUCCACAAGAAUGGGAUGCAAUUGUUUCCGAUUCAGUGCUUUCCGAUAAAGUCUAUGAACUCACGAUUAAGGCGAUUGAAAAUUAUCUCAAAUAAAGUUUUAGUUUAGUCUCGCGUUUAGUGUAAAAUAACUGACUGUAUGCUAAGCAUUGGGACGCGAGUGUCGAAUAAAGUGUUUAUUAAAUCACGAGA